AUGGUCAAUUCCACCAAAGACCUUCCUCUCGGGUGGAACCCCCUAGAUCUGAUGCUGAGUGACGAAGAGGGAGAGGAUGACUCUGUGAGCUGGGAGCUGGACGGAGAUUUGGUUGAGAUCGAGCACCAACAGACACUGCAAGCACUUGAGCCACCUUCUGCUCCUGGGGAAGAGCAAGUAUUCGAUGAGGAAUGUCAGGCACAUGCAGUUGGGGUCGUUCUCCCUUCGUCAACUCUACGACUCUCCAACUCACUCUCGGUUGACAUACCAGAAAGCACACUAGUACCACCCAGUUACCUGUAUCAGGGUGAGAAUCCAGUGCCACCACCUCAAAGAGAAUGGUCUGCGGUCGAACGCUUGCUGGAAGAAUACCAGUGGUCAGGAGUUAUUCCUCGAGACGGGUACAUUGAUAUCGAACUCGACAAGUUUGUCGUUUACACCCAGCCUUAUGCACCUGGGCAGGUCGAUUACCCUAAGGCGUAUUACCCAGCCGAAUUGCGGCCUCUGCAGCAUUUAUCGACCAAACAAAGUAACGACAGCUUGUUUUUUGACGGUGUGCUAUCCGACUUCCGUUCAGACUUCAGCAUUUGGCUUUCACAAAAGCAUGAAGGUUCCCUGGCUUUUUCGAGAUGGCGCAAGCAAUACCCUGGAACAGAUUUCGGCUUUGCAGUCAACGCAAAUAUUCAGUUCAUUUGGAAAGAGGCCAACGGUAUUCUUAGCGAAGCAGCCCGGUCUUUCCGCCUUUGGAAAGAAAUACUACACUUCACUGCCUUCCCUUCUAUUGUGGCAAGCGAAUCUACUCCGUCAACUCAAAGCGAUACAAUCCCAAAGACAGUAGUAACUCCGUACAUCUGUCAGUUAUUCAACGCACUCCCAUGUGGAGUGAUGCUGGAAGAACUCCAGCCCACUCCCAAGACUGAGAGAUUGCGCACCGAGACCUCAAAGGCGCUUAAACUCGAACUUUGCACCAAGAUACACCCUGCCCAGCAGCCAUUCAACAUGAAAAAGCCUACAUCAGGCAUUCAGGUAGGCGACGUGAUCUCUAUACUGCCAGACGCCAGCAUUGAGGUCAGCAUCAAGAGGAAAAGGGUACUAUGGAACAACCAGGAUGAUAAACUCUGGUACGGUAUGGUUCAGAAAGUCCACCAUACACGAGCAGGAGUUGUAUUCGACGUCACUUGGCUGUAUCAACCGAACGACACCCCGUGCGGGCAAAUGACCUACCCCUGGAACAAUGAGAUAUUUUUCUCGGACCAUUGCACCUGCCAUGAAUCCCCCGGCGAGGGAGAGGUUAUAGGCAAGAUCAAGGAGGAGGAAGUGCUUUCCACUCACUCUGUCGACUGGGAUGGUUCACAAGACACAGAAAACGACUUUUUUUGUCGUCUGACGUAUCUCACCGCAGAGCAUUGUUGGGAGACCUUCUCGCCAGCCCACCGACGCUGCUCCUUCUUCCAUCAAGAGAAAGAAGCGAGCUUUGAAUAUCGGCUUGGUGACACAGUUCUAGUCACCUCCUCUCAAGAAGAACAAGCUGAGGUCGUUGAGUUGACAGUACUACCGAACUCAAAUGGACUAGCCACUUUCAGACGCCUUCCGAGCCGACAACAUUAUGAGUCACAGACGCCAACAAACGAAUUACUUUACAGUGACGAGGAGGUUUCCUACAAAGUCACUCAAAUCGCCGGUAGAUGUCUUGUACGGAUCUUCCGGCCAGGCGAGCUCAUCGUCCCCCCAUACGAUCGCGGUGGCGCUGGCAACGCCUUCUACAUCACGAACGCCUUGCAGUGUGGACGUGUGUGCCCUCUUGAGGACACCGAGUUCAGUCUCAGACAAGCUUUUGACCCUUCCAAAUCCUUCCCUAAGCUCAGGGGUGCCGACCUCUUCUGUGGAGGUGGGAAUUUUGGACGUGGUUUGGAAGAAGCUGGCGCCAUCACCAUGGAUUGGUGCAACGACAUGAAUGCAAAGGCGGUACACACUUAUGUUGCCAACGCAGGCAACACGGUCGCUCCGUUUACUGGUCCCAUAGAGGAACUCCAGAAGCUUGCAUUGCUUGGCACCUUCAGCGACAAUGUUCCUGAAAUCGGGCAGGUGGAUUUUGUCUCCGGUGGCAGCCCGUGUCCUGGGUUCUCUCGCCUCACGUCCGACAAAACGAAACCCAAGCAGCUCAAAAACCAGUCGCUGGUAGCAGCUUUCGCCUCAUUCAUUGACACAUACAGGCCUAAAUACGGCUUGCUCGAAAAUGUUGAGGGUAUCGUGCAACCGGAAACCAAGAAGAAGGAAGAUGUCUUCCGUCAGCUCAUCUGCGCAAUUGUUGGCCUUGGUUACCAGACUCGGUGUUUCCUCCUUGAUUCUUGGUCACAUGGUGCGCCUCAGACACGGACUCGAGUUUUCCUCUGCUUUGCGGCGCCAGGUCUCAAGCUCCCAAAGGUUCCACGACAUUCACACUCCCACUACAAGGCGCGAAAACUCAAGCUAGGCCAAUUAUCCAACGGGCAGUUCAUGAUAGAGCGACAGCUUUCUGUGCCGACUGCCUUGAAGUUCGUCUCCGCUGCUGCAGCAACUGCUGACCUGCCUGACAUCAAGGACGGCAAACCGGAUUUCUGUGCAGAGUUUCCUGACCAUAGGGUUGCCUGUGGCGUUACGAAGAACCUCCGCACACAAAUGAGCAUCAUUCCGUUCCAUCCAUAUGCCAUGGACUUUCUUCUAUCCUGGAGAGAUGGCAAAGGUACCAUGACGAAAGCAGAGAGGCAGUGCUUCCCUGAUAGGGGCAGGAGGGUCAACAAAGGCUCUCGGGCUUUCGGUCGAGUCAAACCAAGCGACCCCAUGCAUACGAUUACAACCAAAUCCCAGCCUUCUGACUCUUCUAUCGGAAAAAUCUUGCAUUGGAACCAGAAUAGGCCAUUGACAGUCAUGGAAGCUCGUCGUGCCCAGGGAUUCCGCGAUAAUGAUAUCAUCCUGGGCAAUCCUGUUGACCAGUACCAAAUCAUCGGCAACAGCGUAUCCAGAGAGGUGUCGAUUGCUCUCGGGGUAUCUUUCAGAGAGGCCUGGCUCGGUUCCUUGGUGGACGGCGAGGAGCUUGAUCCGAUUGUAUGGCGACCCCCGGCACAGUCGAUGAAUGAUGCUGUCGAAGACUCCGCAAUGAGCCCGGGAACGCCUGCGUUGGCCGAAUCGUCUAGGGGAACUCCCGUCUCAAAGUCGCCGCGUCCUCUGCCGAAGCGUAAAUUGGGAAGCUCCUUGGGGAUUGAGUCAUUUGUCUCGAAGUUGAAGAAGUCGAGCCGAGCACAGAUGGCUAGCGAAGGGAGGGUGAGAUCGAAUGAACAGUACGAGCCCUCGGGGUCUGCCUCGGCUUUGACAUCGACCUCGUCAUCGGUUGUGACAUCAUUUUCGUCGCCAGCUCCCGCGUCGACCGUCGCAUCGGUCUCGUCGAGAUCGAACGUCGAGGUUGUUGAGUUGGAUUAA
Molecule: messenger RNA, 3456 nt
Organism: Colletotrichum higginsianum IMI 349063
Lineage: Eukaryota; Fungi; Ascomycota; Sordariomycetes; Glomerellales; Glomerellaceae
Product: Cytosine-specific methyltransferase
Exons: 2
Coding region: 1-3456 (1151 amino acids)
Cellular component (GO): nucleus
Molecular function (GO): methyltransferase activity; chromatin binding
Source: RefSeq, a predicted model, not a curated record